CAAACCAAAUAUGUUAACACAGUCAUGCAAACAGUUACCUGUCACUGUUUGAUAUUGCUGAUAGAAGAUGUUUAGCUAUUACAACAGGCAAUAUUAAUCAAUUAGAUUAGUUUAUGUGAAUAAAUUACCAUAUUAGUAGUCAUAUUCCUUUGAUUUCAAUAUGGGAUCCUACUGCUCAUCUCAAGCAAAAUUUGGAAGAAUUGGGACGAUGGAAAUUUCUGCGUUGGAGGCUAUUGCAGACAGACUCAGAGUGCACAGUAUAAGAGCUACUAAUGCGGCAGGAAGUGGCCAUCCCACAUCAUGUUCUUCCAUCGCAGAAAUUAUGUCUGUGCUCUUUUUCCACACUAUGCGGUACAAGAUAUCGAAUCCCAAAGAUCCCGCUAGUGAUCGUUUGAUUCUAUCGAAAGGUCAUGCUGCGCCAAUAUUGUAUGCAGCAUGGGCAGAAGCUGGUUUAUUCUCUGUGGAUGAUUUACUGAAUCUGAGAAAAGUGGAUUCCGACUUGGAAGGUCAUCCUACACCGCGUCUAAAUUUUGUCGAUGUGGCUACUGGUUCUCUGGGGCAAGGCCUGAGUUAUGCAGCUGGAAUGGCAUAUGUUGGAAAAUACAUAGAUAAAGCUAGCUAUCGUGUAUAUUGCAUUUUGGGAGACGGAGAAUCAGCAGAAGGAUCAGUCUGGGAAGCCUUAUCCUUUGCCUCUCACUACAAAUUGGACAAUCUUGUGGCUAUUUUCGAUGUUAACCGACUCGGACAAAGUGAAGCCGCACCUCUACAACAUAAUUUAGAUGCGUACAAAUCCAGGCUUGAAGCAUUUGGCUGCGUAACGUACACGAUAGACGGACAUAAUGUUGCGGAACUGUGCAAAAAACUAGAGGAUGCAAAAAGAAUUAAAGGAUUUCCUACUGCUAUUGUUGCGAAGACGUUUAAAGGUAGAAAAUUCCCAGACAUAGAAGACAAAGAGAACUGGCAUGGCAAACCAUUAGGAGAGAAAGGUACUGAAAUUAUCAAUUUACUUCAGGAUGAGUUAGCGAAGAAAGGAGCAACAACGAAACCUUCUCCAGCGGCACCCGAGGGAGAAGUGCAAGAAGUGAAUAUUUCGAAUAUAAAAUUAUCGGAGGAUCCAAAUUACACAGUGGGAGAAAAAGUAGCAACUCGUUUGGCUUAUGGAACAGCGCUUACCAAACUCGGUCGGAGUAACAACCGCAUCGUAGCUUUGGAUGGAGAUACUAAAAACUCAACACAUUCUGUAAAAUUUCGUGAAGCUUUUCCGGAACGAUUCGUAGAAUGUUUCAUUGCUGAACAGAACUUGGUGGGAGUCUCCGUAGGAGCAUCUUGCAGAGGAAGAACAGUACCUUUCGUCAGCACAUUUGCCACAUUUUUUACCAGAGGGAUGGAUCAGUUAAGGAUGGCGGCUAUAUCGCAAUCAAACAUCAACUGCUGCGGCUCCCACUGCGGGGUAUCCAUAGGGGAGGAUGGCCCUUCACAAAUGGGACUGGAGGACUUAGCUUUAUUCCGUUCCAUACCGGGUAGUACAGUUUUCUACCCGAGCGAUGCAGUAUCAACGGAAAGAGCCUGUGAAUUAGCUGCGAAUACGAAAGGAAUCUGCUACAUUAGGACCUCACGCCCUGAAACUCCAGUUAUAUACAAAAAUACUGAAAACUUCGAAGUUGGCAAGGCUAAGGUUUUAAAAAAAUCGGAAAAAGACAAAGUUCUCAUCAUAGGUGCAGGAGUUACUUUGCAUGAGGCUAUGAAAGCCUGUGACAUAUUGGCUGAAGGUGGCAUUAAUGUCAGGGUACUGGAUCCUUUUACGAUAAAACCAAUCGACAAAGAAACAGUACUUGAAAAUGCUCGUCAAUGUGGGGGGAAGAUUAUUACUGUUGAAGAUCACUAUCCAGAAGGUGGUUUAGGAGAUGCCGUAUCAGAAAUAACUUGUGAGGAAAAAGAUCUUCUUCUUAAACGAAUUGCAGUCACUAAGCUUCCAAGAAGCGGACCUGGAGAUGUUCUCUUGGACAUGUUUGGUAUAAGUUCCAGAUGUAUAGCAGAAGCUGUCAAGGAAUACGUCCGAUAAUAUUGAACUUCAGCUGAAAGGAGUAGAAGCCUAUACAAGCACAUAAUGUAAAUCUGCUUUUUGUCUUUUUUCCUUACUAUGUAUAUUUUAAAUAAAUUUUGAUCAACAUUUUCUUAAUUUUAAAAA
Molecule: messenger RNA, 2188 nt
Organism: Stegodyphus dumicola
Lineage: Eukaryota; Metazoa; Arthropoda; Arachnida; Araneae; Eresidae
Product: transketolase-like
Molecular function (GO): transketolase activity; thiamine pyrophosphate binding
Source: RefSeq, a predicted model, not a curated record